AUGAGUAGAGGCAAACUGGAAGAUAUGGAACAAAAGGAAACAUCGGAAGUUGACUGGAUAAUCUGUUUUGCUUUAAUUCAAUCCAGGAAUCCUACGUUGUGGAAGAGGGCACUUUCAAGAAAGAAAGGAGAUGUCGAAGAUGUAGGUGCUCUCAAGAGUGAAAAAAAUUUAAAAAUAAAUCCUCGGGAAAACUCAAAACAUAUAUACAAAUGGGUUGCGCCUUUCGAAAAUGGAUUUUUGAAUAAUAAAUCACUGUUUGCUCAUCUGGAACCUAUAUACAAUUUCCUUUGCCAGAAUAAGUACAAAAGCUUCGAAGAUGCAGUUGGUUUAAAGGAGCUGCAAUCAUUUAGCAAAGAUGUAUCAACUGCUGAUAUAAACAACUGGUUUUUACCGAGAUAUAAAAUUCUGCUAAAAAUCCUGAGCUUAAAAACAAAAGAAAUUGACUUUAGAGGGUUAUCGCAAGUGUUUCAAACACUCCAAAUCUUGUUAGUUUCUCAUUAUUCGCAUCGCAUAGAUUCUGAUUCUUCUUUUAAGAGGACACUGAUAGACGUUCAUGUUUUCAAUUUCAUCGCCAAGUUUCUGUUUAAUAGAAUUUUAUUGAAGAAGAACCAAAACGAUCCAAAAUGGCUUCAAAACUUUUACGACCAGGGAGAUGGCAAACAUUUAUGUGAUAAAGUUGACUACAAGCGCUUGUGUUCGUUGCAUUUUACCCUUAUUUACUCUAUUAUUAACAUUCAACUCAUCAAAAUCAAGACAAACCAAACAUUUGAACCGCAGAUAUUAAAAUACGUAUCUGUUCUGAAAUUAAUUGAACACAUACUUAUCAUCAUCGAAAGUCUGAUACAUGUACUUAUUAGAUUUGUAUCGAAGCAUAAACUAAUAUGCAUCAACCGGAAAAAGGCGUACUGUCGAGUAUACCUCGAAAGAGAAUUGAGUUUGAAGAAAACCUACUUAAAGAACUUUUACAGUGUAAUAAGCGGUGUCCCAGAAAAAGAGUUAGGGGGUCUAUUGAAAAUACUCAAGAUAGUUAUUCUAUCAUUGCUCGAGACAUUUGAAAGCAUUGAAUGGCAGCACUUAAAACCUUUCCUGGAAAAAUUUCCGGCUCAUGAAAUAUCGCUUCAGAAGAAAAGGAAAUAUAUACAGGCGGCCUUAUUAAUUACUGCCGAAAGAAAUUUGAUAGCGCGCUUUCGAUUGUCAAGAUGGUUCAAUGAGACAGAAAACAUUUAA
Saccharomyces cerevisiae S288C is the source of this 1227-nucleotide messenger RNA. RefSeq names its product Mei4p (gene MEI4). The transcript has 2 exons. Bases 1 to 1227 code for a protein of 408 amino acids. The record is from RefSeq and is marked reviewed. NCBI's taxonomy places the organism in Eukaryota, Fungi, Ascomycota, Saccharomycetes, Saccharomycetales, Saccharomycetaceae. Gene Ontology annotation, biological process: DNA recombination; meiotic DNA double-strand break formation. Gene Ontology annotation, cellular component: nucleus; chromosome.